AUGCUACAUUCUCAUUCAACAAGACAGAAAGGCGUCUCACCACCUGCUUCUGACCGUGGCCCUUCUGAAGUAGAUAUCCCACAAUUCCAAAGAGGACCACGUCAAAGUAUAGUAGGAUUAGAAGAUGUAAAAUUAUUAUCUUCAAACCUACAACAAAUGUCAUAUCAUGGUGCCACCACCAAUACAUUUGAUGAAUCCAACAACAAAUACAUCAUCCCUAACCAUGGACUUCCCGAACAAACUGCAUACGAUUUGAUCCAUAAUGAAUUGACUUUGGAUGGUAAUCCUCAUUUAAAUUUAGCAAGUUUCGUUAACACUACGACGACACAAAUUGCAAAUAGAUUAAUUAUGGAAAACAUUGAUAAGAAUUUAGCUGAUAAUGAUGAAUAUCCACAAUUGAUUGAAUUAACUCAACGUUGUAUUUCUAUGUUAGCAAAAUUAUGGAAAUCAAACCCAGAUAUGGAACCCAUUGGAUGUGCUACUACUGGAUCUAGUGAAGCUAUCAUGUUAGGUGGUCUUGCUAUGAAGAAAAUUUGGGAAGCUAAGAUGAAAAAGGCUGGGAAGAGUGUAGAGAAACCUAAUAUUUUAAUGAGUUCUGCAUGUCAAGUUGCGUUGGAAAAAUUUGCUAGGUAUUUUGAAGUGGAAUGCAGAUUAAUUCCUGUUUGUAAGGAAUCUAAGUAUUGUUUGGAUCCAAGAAAAUUAUGGGAUUAUGUAGAUGAAAAUACUAUUGGAUGUUAUGUUUUAUUGGGGACUACUUAUACGGGACAUUUAGAGAAUGUGGAAGAAGUUGCUGAUGUGUUGACUGAGAUUGAAAUUCAACAUCCAAGUUGGUCUAAUAAGGAAAUUCCAAUUCAUGUAGAUGGUGCAUCUGGUGGAUUUAUUGUUCCAUUUUCAUUUGAAGCAAGUCAUAUGAAAAAAUUUGGUUUAGAAAGAUGGGGGUUUAAUAAUCCUCGUGUUGUUAGUAUUAAUACGAGUGGUCAUAAGUUUGGUUUGACUACGCCAGGGUUAGGUUGGGCUCUUUGGAAAGAUCAAUCUUAUUUACCACCUGAAUUAAGAUUUAGAUUGAAAUAUCUUGGUGGAGUAGAGGAAACAUUUAAUUUAAAUUUCUCAAGACCUGGAUUCCAAGUAGUUCAUCAAUAUUAUAAUUUCGUUUCAUUGGGGUUUACUGGGUAUAAGAAUCAUUUUUUGAAAUCAUUAUUUGUCGCGAGAACAUUUGCAUAUUCGUUAUUGAAAAGUGAAAAAUUACAAGAUUAUAUUGAAGUUAUUAGUGGUAUUCAUGAACGUAUAUCUGAUGAUAAGGUUCCAGAUAAUGUUACUGAUUAUUGGGAAAACCCACAAGAUUUUAAACCGGGGGUACCAUUAAUUGCGUUUAAAUUAUCCAAGCAUUUCAAUGAAGCAUAUCCUGAGAUUCCACAAGCUAUUAUUUCCAAGUUAUUGAGAACUCGCGGUUGGAUUGUUCCGAAUUAUCCAUUACCAAAUUCAUCUGAUGAUUCAAGUAAUUGGGAAGUAUUAAGAGUUGUAUUUAGAACUGAAAUGAAAUUAGAUUUCGCUCAAUUGUUGAUUAUAGAUAUUGAGAAUAUUAUUACCAAAUUGUUAUCAUGUUAUGAAAAAGUUGAAGAGCAUGCUGAACAAGAAAAGCAAACUAAAGAAGGCAAACGUCAAUUCAUAUAUGAUAUGUUAUUAACGUUAGCCUCUCCAGAAUCAGAAGAAGAUGAGAAAUUGAAGGAAAGAGUAACAAGAAAUUACAGAGGGACAUGUUGA
Messenger RNA from Naumovozyma dairenensis CBS 421, 1761 nucleotides. It is a transcript of the gene GAD1, whose product is annotated as glutamate decarboxylase GAD1. Gene Ontology annotation, molecular function: pyridoxal phosphate binding; glutamate decarboxylase activity. The transcript has a single exon. Gene Ontology annotation, cellular component: cytosol. Gene Ontology annotation, biological process: L-glutamate catabolic process. Lineage: Eukaryota; Fungi; Ascomycota; Saccharomycetes; Saccharomycetales; Saccharomycetaceae. The coding region runs from base 1 to 1761 and encodes 586 amino acids. The record is from RefSeq and is a predicted model, not a curated record.